Messenger RNA from Didymella exigua CBS 183.55, 1119 nucleotides. RefSeq lists its product as uncharacterized. The transcript has a single exon. NCBI's taxonomy places the organism in Eukaryota, Fungi, Ascomycota, Dothideomycetes, Pleosporales, Didymellaceae. The record is from RefSeq and is a predicted model, not a curated record. The coding region runs from base 371 to 1093 and encodes 240 amino acids.
CACCGACCAAGUAGCUUUCUCCACAACCCCGAAUAUCCCCAUUCAAGACCGCCGUCUCACUCACGCAACCGAAGCAUUGUGGUGACAAACAUCAUGCUACUCUGUCCUUUUAAUCUAGCUGCGCCGCACAUCCCUGCGGGUAAUAUGGGACGCGGGACAGGGACGCGGAGCGUGACUUGGCCCGCCGAAUGCGUGGGAAGAGGACAACAUGCCACAUUCAAUUCGACUGUAUAUAUGAGCGCAAGAAAUGCGCUCUCUAGUGAUUUUCUUGCUGCACUAAAGUCCCAUCCAUCCGCAAGUGACCCGAGGCCCCUCCAUAUCGCCCAUCUCCACCGCCAGCGUAUUCCGCGUUCUAUAGAGCAAGAGCAAGAUGAAGAUCACCGCCCUCCUCCCGUUCCUCGCUGCGACCGCACUCGCAACCGCAGACGCCAGCAGCAGCGCCGCAGCGGAUCCCAAUCCCGCCGAGGCCUCGGCGCCGCCAGCCUCAGACCCGACGCCCGCGGGCGCGCUGUGGACAGCGUCAUGGACCGAGGCCUCCCUCUCCGCGUACGAGAAAUCUUGCUCAGCGAAGAGCACGUACAAAGCCUCCAUCUACACGCUCGCACAGCUCUACCCGGAUCUCGAGACGUUCGCGCCGCAGCUCAAGGUCUUCUACAACAGGCAGCUAUACCCGGGGUCGUGGGAGGGCGUGGACAAGCACGGCAACGACCGCGAGCUGAUUAAGAUGGAUGUCGUCGAGCUGCCGUGGAAGGUGCGCGAGUGGAUCAAGACGGAGAGCAAGCAGCGACACUACAGUGUGGAUGGUGAUGUGGUGUUUUUCGCGCCGGGCGCGAUCUAUCCCAUUCUACCGUUGUGGGUCGAGGGUGGUGAUGAGGUUGAGUGCAGUGGUAAGUGUGUCUCCUCUGGCGCUUUGAACGAUGCUGAUGAAAGUGCAGGCGUGUUCGAUGGAUUGGAUGCGUAUUCGAAUGAGCCGGCGGACGGCAAGACAAUUGGGAAGGUCAGCCACAAGCUGAGCGGCGAGGGCGAGGUUGAAUUUACAGUUGAGGCGCUGCGGGUCAAGCUGGCAGCGGGUGGCGAGCGAAGCGAGCUAUGAGAUCGGGCGAGCCUGCGUACUGUUGC